This is a messenger RNA of Theobroma umbraticum, 2222 nucleotides long. RefSeq names its product receptor-like protein 44. Lineage: Eukaryota; Viridiplantae; Streptophyta; Magnoliopsida; Malvales; Malvaceae. Gene Ontology annotation, molecular function: protein binding. The record is from RefSeq and is a predicted model, not a curated record.
GCAGAUCUGAUGGUUGCAGAUAGGCAAUGUGUUAGAGCAGAAAGAGAGGGGGGAGGGGGGAGCAUUAAUGAUGGAAUGUAGAGAUCGCUAUAAAAAUUUUGCAUCAUUCUUUUGUCACGGAAAUGCUGGAGAAAUCUUUGGCAAAGGCAGUCUCCUAUUCCUUCCCCACCGUUCCUUGAAAACGUAUCAAUCAGUCCCACGACGACAACACUACAACAGUUGCCCUCCUGCCUGCUGGUUUCCCAGAACUGGAAUGGUAAAUGACCAAAUCAACCCUCUCCCUAUCCUCUCCAGCUCUUCCCCCUUCCCUCUAUCCGUCUUGUCACCAUCCUUAGGCCUCAUUUGUGCAGCUCGCAGCCCCACGCCUCCCACCCCGCUCUCUUCCUCUCUCACUUUUGGAUUUAAUUUUAUCAAACACUCUUUCACUUUCACCAAACCCCCUCUUUCAGUCCACCCCAUUGCCCCCCACUCCCUUUCUCUCUCUUUGUUUGCUAACUUGCGCCUAUAAAAAAGACGGAAGAGCAGGAAUUUUAUACAACUGAGCUUCUCUCUCUGUUUCCCUCUCUCGUAUUCUAUUGUUCGAUGCUACCUUGUGCCAUUACAAUAGUGAAAAACAACAAGGAAAAAAAGGGGAAACAAGAAAACCUUAAAAGGCCAGUCUUUUUACUCUCUACAUUUCCUUGCCAUCUGCUAAGUUUUGCAUCUUCAUAACAGAACUGAAACAGAACAGAGGGCAAACAACGAAACCUCUUUUUUCUCUUCUGUCUUCCUCUUACACAACCAGAACAUCCAAGAAUCAAAUAGAAAAGCUUCAAUCUCAAAACCAAGGUUCUAUUGCACCAGAGCGACGUCUUUUUUUUUUUAUUUUUUAUCUUCCAUGGGUCUGCUAAUUCUCUUCCUGCUAACGUGCGCUGCACUUCCAUUAGCUUCAUCAGAUCCAAACGACGAGGCUUGCUUGACUCACUUAAGCGAAUCCUUGAAAGACCCGUUAAAGAACCUGCAAAACUGGACCAAAUCCACCUUUGCAAACCCUUGCAGCGGUUUCACCUCUUAUCUCCCUGGUGCAAUUUGUAACAAUGGUCGAAUCUACAAGCUUUCCCUUACAAACCUCUCUCUCCAAGGCUCUAUCUCACCUUUUCUCUCGAACUGUACCAAUCUUCAGUCUCUCGACUUAUCUUCAAACUCCUUCUCAGGUCCUAUCCCACAAGAUUUACAAUAUUUGGUGAACCUGGCAGUGUUGAAUCUUUCAUCAAAUCGUCUUGAAGGAGAGAUCCCUCCACAGCUUACAUUAUGUGCUUAUUUAAAUGUCAUUGAUCUUCAUGACAAUUUACUUACUGGUCAGAUUCCUCAACAAUUAGGCCUUCUAGCAAGGCUGUCAGCUUUUGAUGUUUCUUACAACAAGCUUUCAGGGCCUAUACCAGCAUAUUUAGGGAACAGAAGUGGGAAUUUACCAAGGUUCAAUGCUAGUUCUUUCGAAGGAAAUAAGGAUCUUUAUGGAUACCCUUUACCACCUAUGAAAAGUAAAGGGUUGUCGGUUUUGGCCAUUGUUGGGAUCGGAUUGGGAAGUGGACUUGCUAGUUUGGUGCUUAGUUUUACUGGAGUUUGUAUCUGGUUGAAGAUUACAGAGCAAAAGAUGGCUGCCGAAGAAGGGAAGAGUAGUCAGUUUAUGCCUGAGUAUUAAAAGCUUGAAUUUUGAUUUAACAUGUUAUUGAAGAUUAUUGAGCUAGAAUGAAAAGAUUGAAAUUUCAGGUUCACUCAGCAAAAGCCAAUUUUAACCAAAGCCAGACCCACAAUUGUCUCCAAGCCCCAAACUACUCGAGUUGCUUUGAAUUGAAUGGAAGGCUGUGAUUGCAGAAACUUCAAGUCACACCGAAAGCAGGAGAUGGUCAAAUGUGCUUUGAUUCCUCUCAUUAAUGGGUCUUCCAGGAAUGGCAUGCAUGUCAUCAUGGGCUGGACCCCAUCUGUUAAAUUGUUUAUGUUGUUGGCUGAAAGAAGAAGAAGAAGAAGCAGAAGGAGAAAGAAAAAGUUAGUCUGGGACAUUUUCUUUUUUUUUUUGGGUGUUUUUUUAUUGAUUCAUCUGAUUGUGAUCCGAACCAUUCCUUCUUCAUUCCUGUAAUUGAUUUAGAGUCACAAGGGUUGGGGUUUUGCUUUCAAUGCCAUUCACGCACUUUAAUAAUUUUUUAUGCUCUUUUUUAGUUGGUCCAUGCCAACAUCUUUUAAUU